CCGCGUCCUCCUAACGCGUUCAUCCUCUUCCGUAGGGACUACGUCACCGAGCACAAGGCCGAGAACGAUCCCUCCGACAACAAGGAGAAGACGCUCUCCAAGCGCGCCGGAGACGCGUGGAGGUCCCUCUCCAUGGACGAGAAGGAACCGUGGUUUGUGAGGGCCAAGGACGAGGCCCUCAGCCACGCUUCCGCAUACCCGAACUACGUCUUCCGCCCA
This is a messenger RNA of Trametes versicolor FP-101664 SS1, 219 nucleotides long. RefSeq lists its product as uncharacterized. Gene Ontology annotation, biological process: anatomical structure morphogenesis; cell differentiation; negative regulation of transcription by RNA polymerase II. Gene Ontology annotation, molecular function: DNA-binding transcription factor activity, RNA polymerase II-specific; RNA polymerase II cis-regulatory region sequence-specific DNA binding. The transcript has a single exon. The annotation marks the transcript as partial. The record is from RefSeq and is a predicted model, not a curated record. Lineage: Eukaryota; Fungi; Basidiomycota; Agaricomycetes; Polyporales; Polyporaceae.